CUCCUUUCGUUGUGAUCCUCCUCCCCAGCGGCGACAAUGUCCUCUCCAGCACCGCCUGCCUCCCUGACGCGCGCCUCGGUCGAAGCCGCCCACGCCCUUAUCAAACCGCACAUCCACGACACGCCCGUCUUGACCAACACCACCUUGACCAACCUCGCCAAUACUCGUCAAGCACCCGAAGCCCUGCAAAGAACACAAUGGGAGGGCCAAGAGCCCGCGCACCCGAGGGUGAAGCUCUUCUUCAAGUGCGAGAAUUUGCAGCGCAUUGGCGCGUUCAAAGUACGCGGAGCCUUCCAUGCCGUAACGCGAUUGAUUGAGAAAGAGGGGCUGGAGCAAGCCCUUGCGCUUGCUGCAAAGACCUUCUCCAUCCCCGCCCACAUCGUCAUGCCCUCUAUCUCCACGCCCUCUAAGAUAGCCGGGACCCGCGCCCAGAAUGCCAAUAUACAUUUCUCCGGCUCCACGAGCACCGAACGCGAGGCUGUCGUUGCAGACGUAAUCAAGGACACAGGCGCUACCCUAAUUCCACCAUACGACCAUCCUCACAUCAUCCUCGGUCAAGGCACAAUGGCGCUGGAGAUACAAGACCAAGUAGAUGAGCUGCUUGCAAGCGGUGAGAAACUCGAUGCCGUCAUAGCGCCCUGUGGUGGCGGCGGCAUGCUAAGUGGAAUCGCAGUCGCACUGCACGGCACUGGCGUACGUGUUUUCGGCGCGGAACCCAGUUUUCAAGGUGGAGACGAUGCGAGGAGAGGCGUUGAAGCGGGUGAACGUGUCACCAGCGUCAAGACCUUGACCAUCGCAGACGGACUUCGCACACCCCUCGGCCAUCACACGUGGAACAUCAUCUCGAACAAAGACUACGUGCAGGCCCUAUACGCCGUCACGGAGCAGAACAUUAAAGAUGCCAUGAAACUUGUCCUGGAGAGGAUGAAGUGUUUCGUUGAGCCGAGUGCCGUCGUUGGGCUGGCAACUAUAUUGUACAACGAGGAUUUCAGGAAUAUGGUUCAGAGGGAGGCUGGGGACAAGACUUGGAACAUUGGUGUUGUGUUUAGUGGAGGCAACACCACGAUAGAGGCUAUUACAAAGAUCUUUGCCGAGGUACCGGAGGAUAGGGCAGAGAGGCAGGAGGGCGUGCUGGGUAGAGAUGGUAGGAGGGUAGCUGAGAACGUUGCGGGU
This is a messenger RNA of Alternaria alternata, 1173 nucleotides long. Its product is annotated as threonine dehydratase catabolic. The record is from RefSeq and is a predicted model, not a curated record. Lineage: Eukaryota; Fungi; Ascomycota; Dothideomycetes; Pleosporales; Pleosporaceae. The annotation marks the transcript as partial. The transcript has 2 exons. Gene Ontology annotation, molecular function: D-serine ammonia-lyase activity; serine racemase activity; ATP binding. Gene Ontology annotation, biological process: pyruvate biosynthetic process; L-serine metabolic process; D-serine biosynthetic process.